This is a messenger RNA of Naegleria gruberi, 399 nucleotides long. RefSeq lists its product as uncharacterized. Bases 1 to 399 code for a protein of 132 amino acids. The record is from RefSeq and is a predicted model, not a curated record. Lineage: Eukaryota; Heterolobosea; Eutetramitea; Acrasida; Naegleriidae. The transcript has 2 exons.
AUGGAAGACUUGAAAUUAACGUUCGAUGAGGAAUAUAACUUGAGAGUGUUUGACCCAGCCAAGUUUAGUACUUCCGAGAUGAUGAAGACCAAAUCGGAGGAGUUUGCUUCCAAGAUUAAGGAUUUUCAGAAACUUGUUGCUGAAGUAAUGCAAAUAUUGAACAAUCAGGGGAAAACAAUUGAAGAUGAAAAAUUAAAAGCCAUUGGUAUGAGAAAUCUUGUUAAAGGGGAGGAGGAUCGAAGAAAGAAUUUAUUGAGAGAAUACAACCAAUUAAUAACAGACAAGCACACAGAAUUGGAGAGGUAUAUUGAUGAAUUGGAGUCGCUGAAAAAAGUUGACCAAGAACAAAAGAAGCUUAUUGAAAGAUUGAGCAACAAUGAGCCAACAGAUUUAGAUUAA